UGUCUCUCCAUUCUGUUUCUGGUUUUCUCCCCUUAAACCCUAACAACAAAUUCUAUCUGCAAUGUCGACUUCACUGGAUAUGUCUUUAGACGAUCGAAUCAAGAACAACAAGACAUCUGAAGGUGGAGGAAGAGGCGGUUCUUAUUCUUUCAGAGGUGGUAGAGGUAGAGCCAGAGGUGGUUAUGGCGGUGGCAGAACAACCACCAGAGGCGGUAGUUUUGGUUUAGGUCCAACUCGUCGUUUUCAAAACCGUGGAAUCCGUCGUGCUAUGCCUUACGCUAUUCCAAAUGUGGUAGGGAUGUAUGAUAUGUAUGCUGCUGCUGCUAUGGAUACCGGGAGUAACAAGCUUUAUAUCUCUAAUCUGGAUUAUGGUGUUUCAAAUGAAGAUAUCAAGGAACUCUUCUCAGAGGUUGGUGAAAUUCAGCGGUAUUCAGUCAAUUACGAUAGGAGCGGAAGAUCAAAGGGCACGGCAGAAGUGGUCUUUGCUCGGCGUUCAGAUGCUGCAGCAGCUGUCAAGCGGUACAACAAUGUUCAACUUGAUGGAAAGCCAAUGAAGAUAGAGAUUGUGGGAGCAAGUAUCGCUCCUCCUGUAUUCCCCGCAGUAAACACUGCUAUAUUUGCAAAUCCAGUUAGCUUUCCUCAACGUGGAAUACGAAGGGGUGGAGCUAUGGGACGACUCAGAGGUGGCAGGGGUAGUGGAGGUCGCAUUUCCCAGAGAGGGGGAGGUCGUGGCAGGGGAAGAGGCCGUGGUGAAAAGGUGUCUGCAACUGAUCUGGAUGCCGAUUUGGAUAAGUACCACACAGAAGCCAUGCAAAUAAACUAAGAAGAUCUCUUACUUUCUGAUCUCUCUUCAGUUGUCUGCACUUUCUUGUGUAUGCCAUAUAUUUCGAUUUAGUAUGCUGCGGUUGGUAGGAAAAUUAGCUAGUUCUGGCUUUUACUUUUGAUAUGAUUUGGAAUUAUUUCAUAUCAUAUUAUUCAGAGUUGUUGACCUAAAAUUAAAAAGUAGAUCAGUGUAGUAGUGUUGAUAUUACUAAGAAGGUUGCUUACUCCAUUUCAUUAAGUUUACCUUUCUUAUAUCAAAGGGAUGUUUGAAACACUUUAAAGUCACCUAUAAGUGUGUUAUUUCUCUAUUGGGGGAAAAGAAUCCUUGUCGGAA
Molecule: messenger RNA, 1156 nt
Organism: Papaver somniferum (opium poppy)
Lineage: Eukaryota; Viridiplantae; Streptophyta; Magnoliopsida; Ranunculales; Papaveraceae
Product: THO complex subunit 4B-like
Exons: 5
Coding region: 62-823 (253 amino acids)
Biological process (GO): mRNA export from nucleus
Cellular component (GO): nucleus
Molecular function (GO): mRNA binding
Source: RefSeq, a predicted model, not a curated record